Penicillium coprophilum is the source of this 321-nucleotide messenger RNA. RefSeq lists its product as uncharacterized. NCBI's taxonomy places the organism in Eukaryota, Fungi, Ascomycota, Eurotiomycetes, Eurotiales, Aspergillaceae. The coding region runs from base 1 to 321 and encodes 106 amino acids. The transcript has a single exon. The record is from RefSeq and is a predicted model, not a curated record.
AUGUGCCCACCUUGCUAUCCAGCUGGCCACGAUGAGCAAAAAGGCCCAUGGAGCAUUAGUAACGUGACCAUGUUGAUGAGUCUCUUGACUUUCCUCGCGCUCAUCCAUGCUGUCUCAGUAACCCUCGCAAAGCUGCCGCACAAGGCAAUUCGCAGAGGUAUCAACUGUUACUGGGAAGUACCAGACAAAGAGUCUCUCGAAGAGAGGGUUGGAAGACUUGAAAACGACCUCUGUUCUCUGAAGUUGGGGAUGACCGAGGAAAUGCUCGGCAGGGCGAUCGUUCUCGAAUCAAGAAACUGGAGGACUUGCACUCUGAUCUGA